Molecule: messenger RNA, 1536 nt
Organism: Armigeres subalbatus
Lineage: Eukaryota; Metazoa; Arthropoda; Insecta; Diptera; Culicidae
Exons: 1
Coding region: 1-1536 (511 amino acids)
Source: RefSeq, a predicted model, not a curated record
AUGCCACCGACGACAUCGACCAACAGGAAGACUCCAGCGAUGAAGACACUGAAGACAACACUGCGGUCACUCCUUAACAUGUUCCAGGACAUAUGUGGGUUCGCUGACAACUUGAGCGGAGUGAAAAGUGCAAGUCAGGUAACGGUUCGGCUGGAGAAGCUGGAUGAGAUGUGGGAAAAUGUAAAUGAUGUGAUCCUGAACAUCGAAACCCACGAUGACUACGACGAGGAGGAGGACAACUGUUCCAAGCAGCGGUCAGAGUUCAGUAGCAAGUAUUAUGACUUGAAGUCUUUGCUAUUGGACAAGGUCAAGGAGUUCCAGGAACCACCAGCCCUUAACCAAUCAACCCGAAACCUGGAAGCGGCAGAUCAAGCUACCAUGGAGCGUGUGCGGUUGCCUCAAAUCGUGUUGCAAACCUUCGACGGCAACAUCGAUGAUUGGUUGAGCUUCCGUGACCUGUAUUUGUCGCUCAUACAUAGGAAGGCAGACUUACCGGAAGUGGAAAAAUUCCACUACCUCAAAGGGUGCUUGGCAGGCGAAGCCAAGUCACUAGUGGAUCCGCUGCCAAUUACGCGGGAGAACUAUCAGGUCGCGUGGGACUCUUUAAUGAAACGCUAUAACGAUAGCAAGCAGCUUAAGCGUCGCCAAGUUCAGGCGCUGUUCAAGUUACCGAAGCUGGCUAAGGAGUCGGCUACCGAGUUGCGGUCCCUACUGGAGGGCUUCGAGCGGUCUAUGCAGACGCUAGAUCAGCUAGUUCAACCUGUUGAAUAUAAAGAUCUGCUGCUGUUGGACGUCCUAUGCGCGCGACUGGAUCCGAUAACUAGAAGAAGCUGGGAAGAACUAUCCUCAACUAAGGAGCAGGAUACGAUCAAGGAUCUAACUGAUUUUCUCCAACGUGAAGUGAAAGUCCUUGCUGCUCUACCAUCCAAGUCCUCGUGUUACAAGGUAGAACCUCCUCAACAAAAAAGGGCACCGUUUCGGCACUUGAGCUACACCACUGUUCAGAGGGAACGUUGGGCCUGUGUAGCGUGCCAAGAAGAUCACCCACUAUAUCAAUGCCCGAGAUUUCAACGGAUGUCUAUACCCGAUCGAACCAAGGUGUUACGGGAUAACGGGCUCUGCCGGAACUGUUUUAGGCAUGGCCAUUGGGCGGUGGAUUGUUCAUCCCCAUAUACAUGCCGGAACUGCAGAGGUAAGCACCACACUUUGGUGUGCUCACUAACCCCAUCCAACGGAAGUAGAAACGGAUCACCGACGCUCCGAGCCCCUGCAGCGAGCAGAAGUACCCAUUCAGAAAGGCCGACUACACAAGGAGGAACACCAGCGCAGGUGUCAUCCAAUGUAACCGGAACAAAGGUAUCAUCGAUACUCCUUGCAACGGCCGUCAUCCUAGUGGAAGGGAAUAACGGAGUCCGUGUUCCGGCCAGAGCACUUCUAGAUUCCGGCUCCGAGUGUAAUUUUCUGACUGAGAAGCUGGCUCAACAACUGAAGGUUCAAAGACAACGGGCGGUUGUUGAAGUAUGCGGAAUAGGAUAA